Molecule: messenger RNA, 970 nt
Organism: Paramecium sonneborni
Lineage: Eukaryota; Ciliophora; Oligohymenophorea; Peniculida; Parameciidae
Source: the annotation of a GenBank genome assembly
AUGCAAUUAAAAUCAAUGAAAAGUGAUUAAUAAGCAAAUAAAACUACUGGUUUGGGUUCUAGUAGAAUAGAUUAUAAAAGACUUAACACAGCCAAAUUGAAAUCAUUAGAAUCAAUUAUAUCCGAUUAAAACAAUAAAUAAGUUUUGUAACCUUUAGGAAGAAAAGAUGUAUUUAUAAUUGAUACAUAUAGCAUAGUAAAUAAAAAUGUUAUAAGACUUUUUAUAAGAAAAGAUAAAUGAAUAUUCUUAGGUAGAAAAAAAAAUCGAACUUUAUAAAAAGGAAGGAGAUUAAAUGAAUGAUUAUGUUGAAGAUCUAAUUAAAGAAUAUUGUCUUUAAUUAGUGCGUCAAGGUGAAAAAGAGCAUCUAAGUUAGGAUUAAAUAAAAUUGUUACAAGAAAAGAAAUAGUAAUUGAAAUAGGAAACAAUACAGUAACAUAAUUUAAAUAAAGUGUAAUAUUUUGAAUUGGAAGUUUAAUAAGGAUUAAGUUUGAAAUUGAAUGCUUAAAAAUAAUAAUUGAGGAGAAAAAUAUAACUUUUUGAUGAAUAUUAUAAAAAGACUGAAUAAAAAAUAAGAUAAAAAUAACCAAAUCUUGAUUUUAAUGAAAUGCCUAAAGCUUAAAGAAAUAAACAAAAACCUAAUGCUGUGGCAAUUAUAUAAAAGACACCAGAUGAAAUUUUAUAAGAAAAAACUUUAUUAAUUGAUGAAUAUACAAAAAAAAUAGAAUAAUUGACAUUUUAGAUAUAAGAGAUAACUAGAACUUGUAUUUUAGAGAAGUAAGAAUUGAUAAAAAAGAUUUAAGAUACAAAAGAAGAAUAAUUAAAAUUAAGUGAUAAAAUUUUAAACUUAAGAUUGAGAUUAAACAAAUUUGAUAAAUUAGAAUAAUCAUUAUCUAGUGAUAAAUGCAUAUCAGAUAUAAAAUCUAAUGAUACUGAACAUUCUUAAUAACAAUAAUAAGAAUUGAUCAUAUGA